Messenger RNA from Colossoma macropomum (tambaqui), 1379 nucleotides. RefSeq lists its product as uncharacterized. Bases 348 to 848 code for a protein of 166 amino acids. The transcript has 4 exons. Gene Ontology annotation, biological process: protein ubiquitination. The record is from RefSeq and is a predicted model, not a curated record. Lineage: Eukaryota; Metazoa; Chordata; Actinopteri; Characiformes; Serrasalmidae. Gene Ontology annotation, molecular function: ubiquitin protein ligase activity.
CCAUCUUUCUGUUUGCUGUGCCAGUCAGCAGUGACGGAGCUAUCGCACUGCCCCCGCAACUCAGAGCCUUUAAAACACACAACAGUCAGUCACGCUGACAUCAGAGCAGCUUCUCUCUCUCACACACACACAUACACACUAAUUCUCUCUCGCUUGAGCAAACUGCUGCUGGAAUAGCUCAGGAACAACAAUCAUCUGACAGACAGCUGGUGCUCACUCUGCUGUUAAAGGAAAGGAUAAUAAACCCUAUCCCAUCUCGGCCUUCGUCCAGGCGAGGAACGCCUGCUAAACCCCCUACUUCCAUUCCACAUUCUCUCCCUGUAAGUCUCCUACUCCCUCUAACUAACAUGGUGCUGUGUGAAGAUCUGGAGUGUGGCGUGUGCUACCAGAGCUACUCCCGAAGCGAGCGAGUUCCCAGAAUGCUCUUCUGCAACCACACGUUCUGCACGGCCUGCCUGGAGACCAUGGCCGUGGAGCGCAGCAGCAUGCUGAGUGUCCGCUGUCCACUGUGCCGCCAGGUGUCUUGUGUGCGCCGUGGUCAUGGCCUGCAGGACGCCCUGUGGGUCAACAGCCGCCUGUGGGACUGCAUAGCUGAGGAUCCAGAGCAAGAGCAGGAGGAGGAAGGCCAGGAGGAGGAGAAGAGAAGCAGUGCCACAGCACAGGCCGUGCCUCCAGCACAAAGUGAAUGUGGGUUGAGGCCAAGCUCCAAGCAAUAUCGACCCAAACUACGACUGCCAUCCUUUCUGAAGAGACUGAGUAUCCCCAGACAGCCCCAGGAGAGGAUUGUUCCUGGAUGCAAUGUGCAGAUGAAAUCCUGGCGAAGGCUUUCAGGGGAAGAAACAUUUUAAAAGAGGUCAUGCCAGACCGGCCUCGCCGCUCUGCACAAUGAACACACCCUGUUUGUUUUGCCAUUGUCAUUUAAAACUGGCCUGCCAUGUGCCAAUCAGGUCCGGAUUAGCAGCAGUGGACACUGGGCCAGGGGUCUAAAGCAGACAGUGACCAUGCAGACGUCUUCCUGGCUGUGUGCUUCUCAGGCCACAUUUUCUGCAUGAAUAGCAACAAGCCGGGGGUGCUGCAGUUCUAUCUGCAGGGAUCUCCUCAUUAGCCAUUCCACCCAUAAUCCCUCACAGCUGCUGCGGCGGGAUCUGCUUCAGCUGUUCCAACAGAGACGGAGAGAGAAAGAGGGAAAAGAGCGCAAGAGCGAGUGUCCCAGAUGCAACAUGGAGCUGUGUGAACAGAUGGCCUCCCGAGAAAGAACUCCCUCCAACUCUAAUUGCACCCCAGCGUAUCCAGACAAACCCCUUUAACUUAUUAUCAGCUUUGCUAUUUAUGUUAUUUAUAAAUUAUUGUGGAUUAAAGAUUCAGUCAGUGAAAGCUGU